Cajanus cajan (pigeon pea) is the source of this 1914-nucleotide messenger RNA. Its product is annotated as protein CANDIDATE G-PROTEIN COUPLED RECEPTOR 7. The record is from RefSeq and is a predicted model, not a curated record. Gene Ontology annotation, cellular component: membrane; Golgi apparatus. Gene Ontology annotation, biological process: transport. Lineage: Eukaryota; Viridiplantae; Streptophyta; Magnoliopsida; Fabales; Fabaceae.
AAAUUGAUAGCUCCGCCCGAGCAACACGUUACGAGGACUUCCGAGUCACGACGUCGUUUAGCAACUCCACAUCGCAAUCAUCGCCCCCGCGACGCGUCUCUAUUCACCUUUAACCAUACCAUACCAUACGCGAACAAAGAACGCCACUCCUUCACUCCAAUCCUCAGCUCCGAUGCCAAUUUCCCCCCACCGCUCCACAAUGGGCAAAACCCCCAUCCUCAUCCUCAUCCUCAUCCUCAUCCUCCUGCUGAUUUCCCCCUCCACCGCCGAGAUCAAAACCCUAACGAUCACCUCCGACAACCGGCCCAUGAUCCUGCUUGAGAAAUUCGGGUUCACGCACACGGGGCACGUGUCGAUCUCCGUGUCGUCGGUGUCCGUGGUGGCCGGCACAGGGUCCCAACCAGAUCCCUCCCGUCUGGGAUUCUUCCUCCUGAGCGAGGAGUCCCUGCUCCAAGUCCUGAUCGAGAUGCAGCAAAACCCUAACUUCUGCGUCCUUGACUCCCACUACACCAACCACCUCUUCACCUUCCGCGACCUCUCCCCUCCUCCCGCGGCCUCCGCCAACAACACCUACCCCGUCACGCUCCCCAACGAGUACAGCCUCUUCUUCGCCAACUGCGCCCCGGAAACCACCGUCUCCAUGUCCCUCCGCACCGAGCUCUUCAACCUCAACCCCUCCGACUCCUCCCGCGACUACCUCUCCGCCGGCCAGACCAACCUCCCCACCCUCUUCUUCCUCUUCUCCCUCCUCUACUUGGCCUUCCUCGCCCUCUGGCUCCGCCUCUGCCUCCUCAACCGCCGCUCCCUCCACCGCAUCCACCUCCUCAUGGCCGCCCUCCUCCUCAUGAAGGCCCUCAACCUCCUCUGCGCCGCCGAGGACAAACACCUCAUCAAAACCACCGGCACCCCCCACGGCUGGGACGUCCUCUUCUACAUCUUCCAGUUCAUCCGCGUCGUCCUCCUCUUCACCGUCAUCGUCCUCGUCGGCACCGGCUGGUCCUUCCUCAAACCCUUCCUCCAAGACCGCGAGAAGAAGGUCCUCAUGAUCGUCAUCCCCUUGCAAGUCCUCGCCAACGUCGCCUCCGUCGUCAUCGGCGAAACCGGCCCCUUCAUCAAGGACUGGGUCACCUGGAACCAGGUCUUCCUCCUCGUCGACAUCAUCUGCUGCUGCGCCAUCAUUUUCCCCAUCGUCUGGUCCAUUAGAUCGCUCAGGGAAACCUCCAAAACCGACGGCAAAGCCGCCAGAAACUUGGCCAAGUUAACCCUCUUUAGGCAAUUCUACAUUGUUGUCAUUGGCUACUUGUACUUCACACGCAUUGUUGUCUUUGCGUUGAAGACCAUUGCUGCUUAUAAGUACCAGUGGGUGAGUAAUUUCGCCGAGGAGGCGGCUAGUCUCGCGUUCUACAUUGUCAUGUUCUAUAUGUUUAGGCCGGUCGAGAGGAAUGAGUACUUUGCGCUCGAUGACGAGGAAGAAGAGGCGGCAGAGAUUGCGCUCAGGGAUGAAGAAUUUGAGCUUUGAAACAAUGAUACGAUUCCCAUAUCAGUGCAAUAUGGUUUCAUUCGCGGAUUGACUUGAGAGAAAUGAUAUUUGGAGCAAGUAAAGCAUGCAAUAGGACAGAGUGCUGCCUGGCUCCACUUUCCUUUUACUCAAAGGGUUCCUCGAAGAACUAAGCUUGAUGGAUGGGCAAGUGGGGGUUUUUGUGGUUAACUAAUACCGCCUAACUAUUUUUAUAAACGUAUGUAUGUUUGUUUUAUUUGCUCCUGGUUUUUACUUCAUUUUUUGUGAAAGAUCUGCUAGAAAAGCUGUUGUUUUAGUGUUUGAAAUAUAAAUUGUGCAGUUAUAUAAAAUGGAUAUAGUUUAUGAAGAGUUCCCUCUUGAAACCUCAAUUUAGAAAGUCACUUUAUAUUUGUUCA